AUGGACAGGCGAUGGUGUGAGCAGACGGAGACGAUCCAUGUGGAGGAGGAAGUGGCCCCCCGUAGGGAGGAUCUGGUGCCCUGUGCCAGCCUCUACCACUAUACCCGCCUAGGCUGGCGGCUGGACCUGCCCAGGAGUGGCCACGAGGAGCUCUCAGGGCCUCCAGCACCUGGGCUCUGUCGCAUAUACAAACCUCCAGAAACUCGGCCUGCCACAUGGAACCGAACACCCCUACCGGGGGCUGUGGGUCAGCUCUGGAGCCAGCGCCAGCGUUUCUCAGCCACCUGUGCCACCUGGUCAGGCUUCCACUACCAUACUUUUGAUGGGCGCCACUACCACUUCCUGGGCCAGUGCACCUAUCUGCUGGCAGGAGCUGCUGAUUCUACCUGGGCUGUCCACCUCAGGCCCAGGGACCACUGUCCACAACCUGGGCACUGUCAGCUGGUCCUGGUGAUAAUGGGCUCAGAGGAGGUGCAGAUCCAGGGUAGAGAUGUUUCUGUGAAGGGGCAGCUUGUCCCUGAUGGGGAGCCCCGGCUGCUCCAUGGGCUGAGCCUGCAGUGGCAGGGGGACUGGCUGGUGCUAUCGGGGGGCCUGGGGGUUGUUGUGCGGCUGGACAGGUCCAGUUCGGUGUCCAUCUCGGUGGACCAUGAGCACUCAGGACAGACGCAGGGCCUCUGUGGGCUCUACAAUGGCCGGCCCGAGGAUGACUUUUCCGAGCCAGGUGGGGGCCUGGCUAUGCUUGCUGCCACCUUUGGGAAUUCCUGGAAGCUCCCUAGCUCUGAGCCUGGGUGUCUGGAUGCAGUGGAGGUGGAUCAGGGCUGUGAGGGACCCCUGAAGGGCACAGAGGCAGGUAUGGAUGCUGGCCAGCUGCGAGCUGAAGCCCAGGAUGUAUGCCACCAGCUGUUGGAGAGACCAUUCUGGCAGUGCCAUGCCCAGGUCUCCCCCGAUGAGUACCACAAGGCCUGCCUCUUUGCCUACUGUGCAGGGGCUGCUCUGGGUCGCCAGGAGGGGCGGCAGGAGGCUGUGUGUGCCACCUUUGCCAACUAUGCCCAGGCCUGUGCCAGGCGACGCAUCCACAUGCUCUGGAGGAAGCCUGGCUUCUGUGAGCGUCUAUGCCCCGGGGGUCAGCUCUACUCCGACUGCGUCUCCUCCUGCCCCCGCAGCUGCUCGGCAGUGGGCCAGGAAGAGGAAGGGUCCUGCAGGGAAGAGUGUGUGAGUGGCUGCGAGUGCCCACCUGGCCUCUUCUGGGAUGGUGCCCUCUGUGUUCCUGCCUCCAGAUGCCCCUGCUACCACCGGCGCCAGCGCUAUGCCCCUGGCGACACUGUGCACCAGCUGUGUAACCCGUGUGUGUGCCAGGAUGGCCACUGGCACUGUGCCCAGGCCUUGUGUCCUGCUGAGUGUGCAGUAGGUGGCGAUGGGCAUUACCUCACCUUUGAUGGGCGGAGCUUCUUCUUCCGGGGCCACUCAGGCUGCCACUACAGCCUGGUGCAGGACUACGUGAAAGGGCAGCUGCUGAUCGUGCUGGAGCAUGGGGACUGCGACUCUGGGAGCUGCCUCCAUGCCCUAUCUGUCUCACUGGGGGAUACCCACAUCCAGCUCAGAGACUCAGGAGCUGUGCUGGUGGACGGGCAGGAUGUGGGAUUGCCCUGGAUUGGCACUGCGGGCCUCAGCAUCUCCAGAGCCUCCUCCACCUUUCUGCUGCUACGCUGGCCAGGAGUCCGUGUCCUCUGGGGAGUGGCUGACCCUGCAGCCUACAUCACCCUGGCCCCCCACCAUGCCCACCAGGUCCAAGGUCUGUGUGGCACCUUCACUUGGAACCAGCAGGAUGACUUCCUGACACCAGCUGGGGAUGUGGAGACCAGCACUGCUGACUUUGCUAGCAGGUUCCAGGUGGCAGGCAAUGGAAAGUGCUCCUCUGGGGACAGUGUCCUGCUCUUCCCCUGCAGCACACACUCCCAGCACCUUGCUUUUGCAGAGGCAGUCUGUGCCAUCCUGCAUGGCCCAGCCUUCCAGGACUGCCACAGGCUGGUGGACAGGGAGCCAUUCCAGCUGCGCUGCUUGGCGGCAGUGUGUGGCUGUGCCCCUGGCAGGGACUGCCUGUGUGCCGUGCUGUCUGCCUACGCGCACCGCUGUGCCCAGGAGGGCGCCCUGCUGUCCUGGAGGAACCAGACUCUCUGCCCUGUCCUGUGUCCUGGUGGCCAAGAGUACCAGGAGUGCGCUCCAGUGUGUGGUCACCAUUGCGGAGAGCCAGAGGAUUGUCAGGAGCUGACCGGCUGUGUGGCUGGUUGUAACUGCCCCCCUGGGCUGCUGUGGGACCCUGAGGGCCAGUGUGUCCCCCCCAGUUUGUGCUCCUGCCAGCUUGGAGCCCAUCGUUACAGCCCUGGCAGUGUCACCAUGAAGGACUGCAAUCGCUGCAUCUGCCAGGAGAGGGGCCUCUGGAACUGUACCGCCCACCACUGCGCCCUGCAGCGUGCAUUCUGCCCUGGGGAACUUGUCCAUGCUCCUGGAGCCUGCCUCCUCACCUGUGACAGCCCCAGUGCCAACCACUCCUGCCCCAUGGGCAGCACUGAUGGCUGUGUCUGCCCUCCAGGCACCGUGCUGCUGGAUGAGCGCUGUGUGCCUCCUGAUCUCUGUCCCUGCCGUCACAGUGGGCAGUGGUACCCACCUAAUGCCACCAUCCAGGACAACUGCAACACUUGUGUGUGCCAGGGCCGACAGUGGCAUUGCACAGGCCAGCUGUGCAGUGGAUGGUGCCAGGCAUCGGGUGCCCCCCACUAUGUGACGUUUGAUGGGCUGACACUCACCUUCCCCGGAGCCUGCGAGUACCUGCUGGUUCGAGAGGCCAGUGGCCGCUUCAGCGUCUCUGCCCAGAACCUGCCCUGCGGGGCCAGCGGCCUCACCUGCACCAAGGCACUGGCUGUGCGUCUGGAGAGCACUACUGUGCACAUGCUCAGAGGCCGGGCAGUGACGGUGAACGGGGUGAGUGUAACACCCCCCAAGGCCUACACAGGCCCAGGGAUGAGUCUGCACCGUGCAGGCCUCUUCCUGCUGCUGACCACACGCCUGGGCCUCACCCUGCUCUGGGACGGAGGCACCCGGGUCCUGAUACAGCUGUCCCCACACUUCCGGGGUCGUGUGGCUGGGCUAUGUGGAGACUUUGAUGGAGAUGCCAGUAAUGACCUGCGGAGUCGCCAAGGAGUCCUGGAGCCCACAGCUGAGCUGGCUGCCCACUCCUGGCGCCUCAGUGCGCUCUGCCCCGAGCCAGGAGACCCGCCACACCCCUGCACGGUAAACACACACCGCGCAGCCUGGGCCCGUGCCCGCUGCGGAGUGAUGCUCCAGCAGCUCUUCGUCCCAUGCCACACAGAGGUGCCCCCACAGCAGCACUACGAGUGGUGUGUGUACGACACCUGUGGCUGCGAUUCAGGGGGCGACUGUGAGUGCCUGUGCUCUGCCAUUGCCGCCUACGCAGACGAGUGCGCCCGGCAUGGGCACCAUGUGCGCUGGCGCAGCCAGGAGCUCUGCCCCCUACAGUGUGAAGGGGGACAAGUAUAUGAGGCCUGUGGCCCCACCUGUCCYCCGGCCUGCCCUACCCACGAUGCUGAGCCUGGAUGGCACUGCCGGGCCAUUGCCUGUGUGGAGGGCUGCUUUUGCCCCGAAGGGACUCUGCUGCAUGGAGGAAUCUGCAUGGAGCCAUCUGCCUGUCCCUGUGAGUGGGGUGGCAGCUUCUUCCCACCAGGGACUGUGCUGCAGAAGGACUGUGGGAACUGUGCCCCCUGUGAGGAGCUGGUGCCUGACUGUGCCGAAGGAGAGUCCCCCUGCCAGGGAAGUGGGCACUGUAUUCCACAUGAGUGGCUUUGUGACAACCAGGACGACUGUGGCGAUGGCUCAGAUGAGGAGGGUUGCGCCACCCCAGGCUGUGUGGAGGGACAGAUGUCAUGCCGCUCCGGCCACUGUCUGCCCCUGUCCCUGCUCUGUGAUGGGCAGGAUGACUGUGGAGAUGGCACAGAUGAACAGGGCUGCCCAUGUCCCUAUGACUCGCUGGCCUGUGCUGAUGGGAGCUGCCUGCCCCUCACCCUGCUGUGUGAUGGGCAUCCCGACUGUCCAGACGCCGCUGAUGAGGAGUCCUGUUUGGGGCAGGUGAACUGCAUCCCUGGGGAAGUGUCCUGUAUGGACAGCACUUGUGUGGGGACCAUCCAGCUGUGUGAUGGAGUUUGGGACUGCCCAGAUGGAGCCGACGAGGGGCCUGGAUACUGCCCGCUGCCCUCUCUGCCUGUGCCCCCAGCUGGCACCAUGCCUGGCCCCUCUACUGGCUCCCUGGAAGGUGCCUCAAGUCCACUGGGCAGUGCCAGCCCUGCACGGAGCUGCGGCCCCUUGGAGUUUCCGUGCGGCAGCGGCGAGUGCACUCCACGGGGCUGGCGCUGCGACCAGGAGGAGGACUGCGCCGAUGGCAGCGACGAGCUGGGCUGCGGUGGGCCCUGCGCGCUGCACCACGCGCCCUGCGCCCGCGGCCCACACUGCGUGUCCCCCGGGGAACUGUGCGACGGCGUGCCGCAGUGCCCCGACGGCUCUGACGAGGACCCAGACGCCUGCGUGGAUGGUGAAUGGAGCUCCUGGUCCUCCUGGUCUCUGUGCUCUGAGCCUUGUGGGGGCACCAGGAUGAGGCAGCGGCAGUGCCACCCACCCCAGAAUGGGGGCCAAGCCUGUGCCCUUCUGCCCGGGGGCCCUCAUAGCACCCGUCAGACUGAGCCCUGCCCUCAGGAUGGCUGUCCCAAUGCCACCUGCUCUGGGGAGCUGGUGUUCCAGCCUUGUGCCCCCUGCCCUCUGACCUGCGAUGACAUCUCUGGCCAGGCUAUCUGCUCACCCCACAGGCCCUGCAGCAGCCCAGGCUGUUGGUGCCCAGAAGGGCAGGUGCUGGGCAGUGAGGGGCAGUGUGUGUGGCCCCGGCAGUGCCCCUGCCUGGUGGAUGGUGCCCGCUACUGGCCUGGGCAGCAUAUCAAAGCCAACUGCCAGCUCUGUGUCUGCCAAGAUGGGCGGCCCCGGCGCUGCCGGCCCAACCCAGACUGUGCCAUAAACUGUGGCUGGUCCUCCUGGUCCCCCUGGGCCGAGUGCCUGGGCCCCUGUGGGAGCCAGAGCAUCCAGUGGUCCUUCCGGAGCCCCAACAACCCCCGCCUCUCCGGCCGAGGUGGCCAGUGCCGAGGCAUCCACCGCAAGGCUCGCAGGUGCCAGACGCAGCCUUGUGAGGGCUGCGAGCAGCAGGGCCACACACACCAGGUCGGGGAGCGCUGGCGUGGGGGUCCCUGCCGGGUAUGCCAGUGUCUGCAUACGGGCACCGUGCACUGCUCCCCCUAUUGCCCGCUGGGCAGCUGUCCCCAGGGUUGGAUCCUGGUGGAGGGAGUAGGAGAAUCGUGUUGCCACUGUGCCCUGCCUGCAGAGAAUCAGACAGUGCCUCCAACAGCCACUCCUGCCCCUGCUCCAGCCCCCAGUCCCCAGAUGGGUCCCCCUCUGGUCACCUAUGUUCUGCCUCCCCCAGGAGAUGCCUGCUACUCUCCCCUGGGCCUGGCUCUGCCCCCGGGGAGUCUGUGGACAUGGUCAAGGCAGCUGGAGCCCCCCACCUGGGCUGCCCUCCUGGGGGCUCCCACCAAAGGGCCUGGCCCCAGAGCGGGUGCUUAUGCUGAGUGGCACAGCGGGCCACCCUUCCUGCAGCUGGACCUGCUCCAGCCCCGGAACCUCACUGGCGUCAUCGUGUGGGGGCCCACCUCCUCCAGCCCACCUGGCAGCAGCUUCUCGCUUCAGUUCGGCACUGAUGGUCUCCACUGGCAGGACUACCGUGACAUCCUGCCUGGCACCUUGUCCCCACCCAAGGUACUCAAUGCCCAAGGCCUCUCAGGCCAGAACUGGGAAGAUGUGGCCUCCAAGGUGUGGGCCUUCAGCCGGAUGGUGCAGGCAAGGUACAUCAGGGUGUGGCCACACAGUGUCCCCCACAGCGACAGGCAGCCUGGCUUCUUCCUGUGGGUGGAGCUCCUGGGCUGUGAGCCAGUGUCCCCACCAGUGCCCCCGUGCCCAGGGGCUGGGCACCGCUGUGCCAAUGGUGACUGUGCUCUGCCGGGGGUGCCAUGUGACGGUGCUGCAGACUGUGAGGAUGGCUCUGACGAGGAGGGCUGUGGGCCCCUGCCUGUGGACACUGGCAGAGGCCAUUCCACAGCCAGGACCCCAACUUUCUCCACCCAGCCGGGACCACUGCCUCCCCAGCCUAGUGAGGGUCUGGCAGAGACUGACCGCUGGCAUCCCAAGCAGGGUUCGUCCAUGCCCCCCACAGAGAAGAGGCCAGUGAGCCCUGCCCCCGCCUCCAAAGCUCCUCACCCAAGUUCUGGGGAAUCCAUGCAGACGGGGAGCAACACUCCCACAUUGCAUGCUGGGUUUCAGAGCCUGACACCGGGAAUGGCAGCCACAACAGUGCUCCCCACACACCCCAUGAUUCCGAUGACCCCUGCUGGCCAGAGAGUUGCCCCCAGCCCCUUCCCGCCCGUGCGAUGCAGCCCCGGGCAGCUGCCCUGCCAGGUGCUGGGCUGCGUGGAGCCGGAGCAGCUGUGUGAUGGGAAGGAGGACUGCCUGGACGGCGAUGACGAGCGGCACUGCGCCAGUCCUAUACCCUUCAUGGUGCCCACCACAGUCCUGCCUGGACUGCCAGCCUCCAGGACUCUCUGCUCCCAGAGCCAGCUGAGCUGUGGCAGCGGGGAGUGCCUGCCCACUGAGCGUCGCUGUGACCUGCGGCCCGACUGCCAGGAUGGCUCGGACGAGGAUGGCUGUGUGGACUGUGUGCUGGCACCCUGGUCUGGCUGGAGUGGCUGCAGCCACAGCUGUGGCCUGGGCCUCACCUUCCAGCGCCGGGAGCUGCUGCGGCCUCCCCUGCCUGGGGGCAGCUGCCCCCUGGACCAGCUCCGCAGCCAGCCCUGCUUUGUGCAGGCCUGCCCAGUGGCUGGGGCAUGGGCGGAGUGGGAGAGCUGGGGACCUUGCAGUGUCUCCUGUGGGGGCGGCCAUCAGAGUCGCCAGAGGAGCUGCAUGGACCCACCACCCAAGAACGGCGGUGCACCCUGUCCUGGGGCCUCCCGGGAAAGGGCCCCCUGUGGCUUGCAGCCCUGCACUGGGGACACAGAUUGCGGGCUGGGCCGUGUGCAUGUGAAUGCUGAGCUGUGCCAGAAGGGGCUGGUGCCCCCAUGCCCACCCUCCUGCCUGGAUCCCGAGACCAACGGCAGCUGCACUGGGCCCUGUGUGGAGGGAUGCCGCUGUCCCCCGGGGCUCCUCCUCCAUGACUCUCACUGCCUGCCCCUCUCUGAGUGCCCCUGCCUUGUGGGUGAAGAGCUGAAGCCUCCAGGGAUGUCCUUCCUCCUGGACAACUGCAGCCAAUGCAUAUGUGAGAGGGGCACUCUGGUGUGCGAGCCAGGGGCCUGCCCUCAGCCCUGCGGCUGGUCGGCCUGGUCCUCCUGGACUCCCUGCGACCGCUCCUGUGGCUCUGGAGUGAGGGCCAGGUUCAGGUCUCCCUCCAACCCUCCUGCGGCUUUUGGAGGUGCCCCCUGUGAAGGGGACAAGCAGGAACUGCAGGUCUGCCACGUGGAUUGUGGGACAGCCCAGUGUCCAGAGGACAUGGUGUUCCGCUCAGCAGAGCAGUGUCACCAGGAUGGGGGUCCGUGUCCUCAGCUGUGCCUAGCACAGGACUCUGGGGUGGAGUGCACAGGCUUCUGCACCCCCAGCUGCACCUGCCCACCUGGUCUCUUCCUGCACAACGCUAGCUGCCUGCCCCGCAGCCAGUGCCCCUGCCAGCUGCACGGGAAACUCUAUGCACCAGGAGCAGUGGCUCKCCUGGACUCCUGCAACAAUUGCCGCAGCUGUGAUGUAGGCAUACGACGGCGCUUCCGGGCAGGCACUUCACCCCCCGCUGCCUUUGGGGGUGCUGAGUGCCAGGGCCCCAACAUGGAGGCUGAAUUCUGCAGCCUGCGGCCAUGUCGAAGUCCUGGUGGGGAGUGGGGUCCCUGGGCUUCCUGCUCUGUGCCCUGUGGUGGCGGCUACAGGAAUCGCACCCGAGGCAGUGGCCCACGAGUCCUCAUGGUGUUCUCUACCUGCAACCUGCAGCCCUGCGCAGGCCCGGAGGCUGAGGAGGAGCCAUGCCUCCUGCCAGGGUGUGACCGUGAGUGCCUGCCUGGUGCCGUAGCCAACUCCUCCCCUGCCACCCAGGAUGCCCCRUCCUUGUGGACACCUCCCACCGCCACCGUGCUCCAACUGCCCUGGUUCUCCACCAAGCCCUUCCAGAUUCCUUCCUCUGAUGUCCCCCAGGGGCAGGAGGCUGGGGGCCUUGGGGGCCCUGGUCCAGCUGUAGUCGGAGCUGUGGGGGUGGCCUGCGCAGCCGGACCCGAGCCUGUGACCAACCACCACCUCAAGGGCUGGGGGACUUCUGUGAGGGGCCUCAGGCCCAGGGAGAAGCCUGCCAGGCUCAGCCGUGCCCAGGUACCUGCCAGGGAGGGGGUGACUGACUGCACUGCCAUUGAGGGGGCCCAGUACAGCCCUUGCGGCCCUCCCUGCCCCCGCUCCUGUGAUGACCUGGUGCACUGUGUGUGGCACUGCCAGCCUGGCUGCUACUGUCCCCCAGGCCAGGUGCUGAGUGCUGAUGGGACCCUCUGUGUGCAUCCUGGUCACUGUGGCUGCCUGGACUUGCUGACCGGGGAGCGGCACCGUCCAGGCGCUCAGCUGGCCAGGCCCGACGGCUGCAACCACUGCAGCCCACUCCACUAUCCCCUGCCUGGCCCCUGGGCCUCUGCCAACGGGGCCAACCUGAGGCUGCAGGAGGGGAAGGGGAAGGCCCCCAUCCCAGGCUGUCCUGUCUCCUUGCUGAAGGACAUGGGCACCGUGGGGUGGGGGAUCCCCGAGAAUCAGAGCCGGUCAGCAGGCUCUGGCCUCAGCUCCUGGGAGAGUCUGGAACCUGGAGAGGUGGUAACGGGGCCGUGUGACAACUGCACCUGUGUGGCGGGCGUCCUGCAGUGCUGGGAGGUGCCCAGCUGCCCUGGGGCUGGUGUGUGGGGCCCCUGGGGCCCCUGGGAGGACUGCAGUGUUUCCUGUGGAGGAGGGGAGCAGCUGCGCUCCCGGCACUGUGCCCGACCCCCCUGCCCAGGACUGGCCCGCCAGAGCCGCACCUGCCACACCCAGGUCUGCAGAGGGCCUGCUUGUGUCCUGCUGAGCACCCUACUCAGGAAGGUGGCUGAUCCCGAGUGCCCCUGCAUGCUGACAGCCUUGCUGCUUCGGGAGCUGGGAGCCAGCAGCACUGAUGCCGGGGUGCACGCAGCCUCUCUGGGAGAGGAGGGUCAGCCCCUCAGGCCCGGAGAUGAGCUGAGUCCAGGCCAAAUGUUUCGAAUGGGCUGCAGCAACUGCUCCUGUGCCCACGGGAAGCUGUCUUGCUCCAUAGAGGACUGCCCUGAGGCCCCCAGCUUCAGCCCGUGGGACCCGUGGGGCCCCUGCUCCCGCUCCUGUGGCGGCCUGGGCACCCGCACACGCAGCCGCCAGUGUGUGCACCCCGCACUUGCUACUGGUGGCCAGGGCUGCCAAGGGCCCCGCCAGGACCUCGAGUACUGCCUCAGCCCGGACUGCCCUGGUAAGAAAGCCAAGGGGGGCUUCUGGAGGAGACCCCAUGUGAAGGGUUUGGAGGGGUGGCUGGGGCCCCUGGGCGCCGUGGUCCCCCUGCUCCCGCAGCUGCACGGACCCCACUCACCCUGCCUGGCGCAGUCGGACCCGCCUCUGCCUGACCAACUGCACUGUGGGGCGACCCUCCCAGGAGCGCCCCUGCAACCUGCCCUCGUGCACAGCUGCGGGGUGGGCCAACAGCGCCGCCUACGAGCAUACCGUCCCCCAGGACCGGGUGGACACUGGUGCCCCGACAUCCUCACGGCUUUCCAGGAGCGUCGCUUCUGCAGCCUGCGUGCUUGCCCAGUGCCCGGGGGCUGGUCGCGCUGGAGCCCCUGGUCCUGGUGUGACCGGAGCUGUGGUGGGGGCCGAUCCCUGAGGAGCCGAAGCUGCUCGAGCCCCCCACCCAAGAAUGGGGGUGCCCCCUGUGUGGGGGAGAAGCACCAUGCCCRACUCUGCAAUCCCAUGCCCUGUGAGGAGGGCUGCCCAGCAGGCAUGGAGCUGGUCAGCUGUGCCAACCGCUGUCCUCGCCGCUGCUCAGACCUGCAGGAGGGAGUCCUGUGUCAGGAUGGCCAGGCCUGCCAAUCGUCCACAUCAGGCUCGUGGGCCCCGGAGUGUCAAGAGGAGCAGUCCCAGAGCCAGCCCUGCCCUCAGCCUCCGUGCCCACCCCUGUGCCUCCAUGAGGGCCGUGUCCGCACCCUGGGGGACAGCUGGCUGCAGGGAGAGUGCCAGCAGUGCUGUGGCUCAGGCCUGGCCUCCCGCUCCGGGUCCUGCCCCUGCCUGCCCGCCGAGGCAGAGCCCACAUGCAACGGCACUUUCCCACACCUGGACACGCAGGCCUGCUACGCGGGGCCCUGCCUGGAGGAAUGCCUGUGGAGUGGCUGGAGCAGCUGGACGCGCUGCUCAUGCCAGGUGCUGGUGCAGCAGCGCUACCGGCACCAGGGCCCAGCACCUGGCCGCAUGGCAGAGGGCCCCCCCUGCACCCGCCUGGAUGGCCACUUCCGGCCAUGCCCGACUGGCAACUGCUCAGAGGACAGCUGCGCACCUCCCUUUGAGUUCCAGGCCUGUGGCUCCCCCUGCGCCGGGCUCUGUGCCACACACCUGAGCCGGCAGCUCUGCCAGGACCUACCACCUUGCCAGCCUGGCUGCUACUGUCCCAAGGGGCUGCUGGAGCAGGCUGGGGCCUGCAUUCCCCCAGAGCAAUGUAACUGCUGGCACAUCUCAGAAGAGGGAGCUGAGGUGACACUGGCCCCUGGGGACCACCUGCAGCUGGGGUGUAAGGAAUGGGCUUCUGCCUCUGAGCAGCUGGUCCGAAUGGUCACCCUGUGGGCCCUGCCUGCCCCGAAGUGCCCUGACCCGUACGUCCAGGACUACCCUGGAGGAGCACUGGCCUCCGAACACAACAGGCCUCUGGCCACCCUCGACAUCCCUGCUGGUUUCGGAGCAGCACCGCCACCGCCUGUGUUUGGACCCUGA
Urocitellus parryii (Arctic ground squirrel) is the source of this 11145-nucleotide messenger RNA. The record is from RefSeq and is a predicted model, not a curated record. NCBI's taxonomy places the organism in Eukaryota, Metazoa, Chordata, Mammalia, Rodentia, Sciuridae.